UCUGAGUUUAGUCUGUAAAAUGUUGAAGACGCGGAAUAUUAUUAUAUUAUUCUUUACAUUGUUUACACAAGGCCUUGCUUUCAAUAGAACAAGGUCUGGAGCUUAUAAUGAUCCUGUUUGUCAGUCUGGGCGCCAAAUCAUAGUUCAUUUGUUUGAAUGGAAAUGGAAAGAUAUUGCGAAAGAAUGUGAAGAGUACCUUGGUCCAAAGGGAUUUUGCGGAGUGCAGGUUUCUCCUCCAAAUGAACAUAUUCAAGGAAGCCCUUGGUGGACCAGGUAUCAGCCAGUAUCUUAUAAACUAGAGUCAAGAUCAGGAUCUCGAGAUGAUUUUAUUGACAUGGUAAACAGAUGUUCUGCUGUAGGAGUUAAUAUUGUCGUAGACGGGGUCAUCAACCAUAUGUCUGGAUUAGAUGGCCAAGGAACAGGAACAGGAGGAUCUUCAUAUAAUGGAGGUGGACAAGAUUAUCCUGGGGUUCCAUUCUCAAAACAGGUAACUUUACAAACUACAAGGUGUUCCAGAAACUACAAGGUGUUCCAGAAAUUACAAGGUGUUCCAGAAACUACAAGGUGUUCCAGAAACUACAAGGUGUUCCAGAAACUACAAGGUGUUCCAGAAACUACAAGGUGUCCCAGAAACUACAAGGUGUCCCAGAAACGACUUUCAAGCCGUCUUGCUUCUGUCAUGUUUCGUGGGACACCCAACUAGGUGAGAAACUGUUAUCUUGUUGGACUGAAUGACCUAGCUGGAGCUAAGGAUUAUGUUAGAACUAAGAUAGCAGCAUAUCUACAGGACUGUGUAGAUAUCGGAGUCAAGGGGUUUAGAAUUGAUGCUGCUAAACAUAUGUGGCCUGGAGAUAUAAAAGAAACUAUUGACAAAGUAGGAAAUUUGCCUGAAGGAGGACGACCUUUCUUUUUCCAUGAAGUUAUUGACCAAGGAGGUGAAGUGAUCAAGGUUCAGGAGUACUAUGGAGUUGGGAGAACUACUGAGUUCAGAUAUGGAAUAAAGGUUGCUGAGGCAAUCUCUAAUACAAAUUUUGCUGCUCUUGGAGGGGUUUAUGAUCAAGGUUGGGGGAUGUCCGACUAUGAUCAUGCUGCUGUAUUUAUUGAUAACCAUGAUAAUCAAAGAGGACAUGGUGGUGGUGGAAACCUUUUAACUCAUAAAGAUCCCUACAAAUAUAAACUUGGAUCUGCGUUCAUGUUGGCGCAUGAUUAUGGAUUUAAACGACUUAUGUCUAGCUACUACUUCUCAUCCUCAGAUCAGGGCCCACCAUCUUCAUCCCCUGGAUGUGGAGGGAGUGAAUGGGUUUGUGAACAUAGGUGGAAAUCUAUUGGUAAUAUGGUUGAGUUCAGUAAUGUAGCCGCAGGUCAACCAAUCAAGAAUUGGGAUGCAGGCUCGGAUUAUGUAGGAUUUGCCAGAGGAGCAGUUGCUUUCUUUGCCAUGGGAAACCUCAACAAAGAGUUUAACACUGGACUUCCUGACGGUUCCUACUGUGAUAUUAUCUCCGAGUGUGCUCAAACUGUCCAGGUGUCUGGUGGGAAAGCUAGCUUAAAACCCCAUGAUGGACAGGAACCUGUUGUUGCUAUCUGUGUUGGAUGUGGAGAAACUACAACCACAACUAAACCUUCAACAAAUGAGAAACCUAGCACUACUACAGCUAAAACUACUACCGCAGGGACUGGAACUACGACGUCUACAACUACUGAACCAGUUACAACAGAUUCUGGAAUUUGCUGUGAUAUUAUCAUACUUUCCAGCUCUGCAGGAGUUUUAGAAAACUAUCCAGAACUUCUUGGGAAGUAUAUCAAAAUAGGGGAAGAAAAUGGUAGACCUUUGUACAAGCAUUCGACUGUUCUUCAAACUGAAAUGCAUCUUCAUUAUACCAUUGAUGCUCAAUACAAGUGGGAGGGUUGGAUGAUAACAGAAGAAAAUGAUGCACACUUUGGAUAUAUCAGUAAUGAGAAUGAGGCUGAUUGUCCUACUAAGAUGAAAUCAGGAUGGGAGUUUAUGCAUCCUGAAGGUUGGAUAGAAGAUACAACUUUAUCCAUAUCCUGCUCAGGGGACCAACCUACUCCAUCAGGACCUACUGAUGGGACUACCAAUGGACCUACAACUGGAACACCUAAACCAACGGAUGGACCUGGACCUGGAGGUGUUGCUACCACUAUUGUUGCAAUCAAGAAGCAAACUGUGAUUGGUAGUGAUCUAUUCAUCAUUGGUGGUGUAGCACCAGAUCAACAGAUAGAUAUUUCACUUCAUUCAUUUCCAGUGAUCUGGGACAAAUAUCAGUUUUGGAUGGAUGGAGAUGAUCAUCUAGACUGGGAUGGAGCAGAGCCUGGACAAGGAGCAGCUCCCAAUCCAGAAAAUCCAGAUGAAGAAUGGGAGGCAAUGGGUACUCCAGGAGCUUGGACUACAAAUGAUGAAACAAACUCUCAUUACUACGCUCCAAAUACAUUUGGAGAACACUAUUGGUUUGUAGUUAUGGAAAUGGACUGCAGUCAAACUCAGAAUGGUUGGUUUGAGUUCAAUACAAUUUAUACUCUUGGAGGAGAAACUGGAGAACCUGCAGUAGACCAGGAAGAAUGUACUGGAUCUAUUGGAGGCACAGCUCCCUUUACUUCAACCAAUCAUAUUGCCAGGUGUGGGUACAUGAACGUGUUCACAUACGGAGCCGGAGAUUGUCUAAUUGAGGAAGUCCCAGACCUCCCUGCCUUUUAGGAGAUCCCAGACCUCUCUGCCUUUUAGGAGAUCCCAGACCUCCCUGCCUUUUAGGAGAUCCCAGAUUUCCCUGUCUUUUAUGAGAUCCCAAACCUUCCUGCCUUUUAGGAGAUCCCAAACCUUUUUGCCUUUUAGCAGAUCUCAGAUCUCCCUCUUUCUGGCUGCCCAGAACUCCUUGCUUUUUUAUGAAUAAUGUGUGUUAUGUCACUAAAUACUAGCAAAUAAACUUUAAAGCAUAA
Messenger RNA from Eurytemora carolleeae, 2952 nucleotides. RefSeq names its product alpha-amylase-like. The transcript has 26 exons. Gene Ontology annotation, molecular function: alpha-amylase activity; cation binding. The record is from RefSeq and is a predicted model, not a curated record. NCBI's taxonomy places the organism in Eukaryota, Metazoa, Arthropoda, Copepoda, Calanoida, Temoridae. Gene Ontology annotation, biological process: carbohydrate metabolic process.